Molecule: messenger RNA, 4587 nt
Organism: Mercenaria mercenaria
Lineage: Eukaryota; Metazoa; Mollusca; Bivalvia; Venerida; Veneridae
Exons: 14
Coding region: 1-4587 (1528 amino acids)
Molecular function (GO): protein binding
Source: RefSeq, a predicted model, not a curated record
AUGCCAUUUCCAUGCUUGCUUUACAUUAGGUUUGAAGGAAAUGCUUGGAUUGGUGAACUGCAUGUUGGUGCAAGUGGAAGGUGGAAGCUGACGGUGGAAGCCAACUUAGAUAUAAGAGAAGACAAAGACAUAAUAAAUUCAUCUCCAACAGCAGAAAUUAUGCCAAUAAUCAGACUACAAUAUGGAUGCAGCCACAUAAUUAAAAUUCCUGUACAAGAUCCAGACAAUGAUGUUGUGAGAUGUCGCUUAGCAAAAGGCGAGGAAGAAUGUGGAGACGUGUGCUCUGGUUUCCCCAACUCACAUUUGGAUAAUGACGCAUGUACCAUCUACUAUGAGGCUAAGUAUAAACUCGGUUGGUAUGCUGUUGCGUUGCAAGUGGAAGAUUUUAUGGAUAUUAAUUCAACGACCCCGUUUAGCAGUAUUCCCGUGCAGUUCCUUGUUCAUAUAUACAAUUCCACAGAAUCAUGUAUGAAGACAACCGUUUUUAUAGAACCUACUCCGAAAGAGGAUGCAUGCAUUGGCGUACCUCAUGAUCAAAUUUAUUCUUCAUCAAUAGUUGCUCGGGUUCUAAGCGCUAAUCAAAGAUCGGAGAGUGAAAAAAGAUGUAUCAAACUUCUGGCUGGAGUUUCUCCGCCACAUUUUGUUAACGGGUCACAGUACCCAUUGGGGAACAUUUACAGCAACGAAAGCAACUGGGUCAUCAGAGCAGAUUCCGAUUUUGUUCAAGCAUCUCGGCCUUCCUUUAUUAGUUUGUACAACAGUAAAGGUGUUCUUAUUGAAAGAAUAAACGCUUCUGAUCCAAAAGCAUUGACCCUAGAUACCGGCAGGGUAUUGAAAGGAACGUCAUACUGUGGUGCAGAAUCUGCAGCUAUUGAUGAUCCCUUCUUCUGGAGAGUACGGAUACGUGAUGUCACUCCGCCACAUAUAACAUUGACUGCGAAGUCGGAUAAAACCAAUGCAACUGCAGACUUUGAAUGGACUGUUAACGAAAUUGUUAACACGACCUGUACCCUUACGUAUCCUUACGGUACUAGCAAAACAUUCGUCUGUGACCAAAGAUGGACAGGAACUGAUCUACAGGAAGGACAAUAUUGUUUAAUGAUAAACGCUACAGACCUUGAAGGAAACAGUGCAUUAGUUACCCAUAAUUGGUCAGUAGAUUUAACACCACCAGGUAUUACAUUUUUGAAGACACCGUCAAAACUGAGCAAUGAAACUAUUGUAUCCUUUAAAUGGGCGUGCACAAACCCCUGUUACACCUCUUGCUUCGUAGAUGAACAACAUCAGUCCUUGGACUGUUCAGGAAGACAACUAACAUGGAACAUACCUCUUACAUCAAAUGUCGCUUACAAUCUAAAUCUUGAAGCUGUCGAUGAAGUAUGGAACAAGGCAGUUAUAAACUACACAUGGACUACUGAUUUCAGUCCCCCCGAAGUAGAGUUUUGUGAAAAUGGACAGAGAAUGACCGUUGAUUGUACAAGCGAUUUCUCUCCAGAAGUAAUAUGUAACGUCACAGUAAAGGAUAAUAUGGAUUUGUCGCCACAAUUAGUUUACUCAGAUACGAAUGCCGGACCAUGUGCUUUUGACAGAACAUGGACCGCGACUGAUAAUGCUGGAAAUUUGAACAAAUAUGUACAAAAUGUACAUAUUAAGUCAGCAAAACCCAUGCAUAUAACUCAUUAUCCAGGCCCUGUAUCGGUGGCCUGUGGUGCUCUAGACGAGAUGACUGAUAUUCUUAAAUCUAUGAUUGAAGUUAAGCACCCAUGUAACCUAGACGUAAAUAUUACAUUUAAAGAUAAUGCGAGUGAACGGUGUGAUCUUCUUAUCAAAAGGUCAUGGACGAUUUCAGAUAACUGCGGUAACAAUAUUAAGUUCUACCAGUUUCUUAAAAUUCGACAGGCUGAAGUACCACUGGCUCCAGAAAACGGCCAAACGGGAGUUGAACUCAACCCUUUUUUGCGUUGGCAACAGGCAUCUUCGAGAAUUCGUUACGAAAUAUAUUUGUGGGAGCGAGAUGCGACAAGACCUAAAUCUUCUGAGUUUACUUCAGUCAAUAAUCAUUGUCAAGCAAAGUCACUGAAACCAGGCACAAUGUACAGAUGGCAAGUUGUUUUCAAAUAUGGUUACAAUGAAUCCAACCUAAGUCCUGUCUGGGUUUUUGAGACCCGUGAUUUUGCUGAUUUAUCUGUAAAGUCAAUUAUAGUGCCACAAUCUGGAUUUACCGAUCAAUUCUGUACGAUAGAAUGGACAGUUAUAAAUACCGGAGGUAUAGCAACGCAGCGUAGCCACUGGACUGAUGCAGUUUUCUUCUCAUGGGACAAAAACUUCCAGAAUGCAAAAUUAGUCGCCACUGUUGAACAAAGAAACAUUCUGUAUCAAAAUGACAGCUAUAUGUCAACUGCUAGAUUUCUGCUAGAAAGAGAGGCAUUCGGCUUUGCUUAUGUAUUUGUCCAUACUGACUAUCAUAACUAUUUAGGCGAACUGGACGAAAUAAACAACCUGAUGCUAAGUAAAUCAGCAAUUGACGUGAAAUUGACCCCUCCGCCAGAUCUGAAAGUAAUCUCUAUCAAGCUCCCACUUGGAAGAAUAUUUUCUGGAACCUCUGUAAUGAUUUCAUGGACUAUUGUAAAUACUGGAAAGGGGACAACAAAAUCUGGACAUUGGUCUGAUAGGAUAAUACUUUCACCAACAAAUACAUUGGGUUCUAACACAAGAACAUUAUUGACUGUUAAGCAUUCUGGAAAUUUGCAUACAAAUGAGAACUAUACCCAUACAUUGCUCAUACCCAUACCAGAAUUUAUCUUUGGUCAGUUUUACCUGCUUAUACAAGCUGAUAUCUACAACCAAGUAUUUGAAUACCUUAGUGAGAAUAAUACAUUCGCAAGUCAGACGGCAUUGGAUGUUUUACUUGCCCCACCCCCAGACCUUGACCUAGAAGGAAUUCACACACCGCAAACCUGGACCACGGGUGACACAGUCACUAUCACUUGGACGGUAGGAAAUAAAGGAAGCAAUUCUCCAAAGUCACAGAUGUAUUGGCAAGACGCUGUCAGGUUGGUAUCGAAGUUUGGCAAUCAUCUAAUCGGUUCAAGUACACAUUUCGGAGGUCUGGCUGCAUUAGAGAAAUACAAGUCGACUUUGACAUACUAUGUGUCACCCGACACGCGUUCCGGGGAAUACAACGUGACAAUAACAACUGACUUCAAACAUGGUUUAUUUGAAUAUAAUAUGACUGAAAACAAUAAACGGUCAACAAUGGUUAGAGUUAUACAAGCUCUGCCAGAUUUAAGAGUACAGAAUUUCACAGUAUCUGCUGUUUAUGCAAUGAACUCGACAUAUAUUAACGUGACAUGGGUGGUAAAAAAUGUUGGGAAAGGAAUGUGUCUCUCCAGUGAAUGGAUUGACACUUUGUUUGUUGAAGAUGAUGAUAGAUAUUAUUCUGUAUUGAAAUACUUCCAUAUAAAGAAAAGAAAUCGCUUUCCUCCAGACGAAAUAUACACUCACAACGAGAUUGUUGAACUUCCUUUCAUGUUUUACGGUAAUUUGCAAUUUGGAAUUAAAAUCGAUGAUAUGUACAGCUCAACCGGUGAUCAGGAAUUACAAAAUAAUAUGUAUAUACAGCAAAAUGUCAACAUUAAUUUAAGAGCAGCUGAUUUAAUACCUAAGAGUAUGCAGGUCACCGAAAACAGCCGCGGCGGAGAAAAUGUCUCUGUGACCUACACCGUUAUUAACGAUGGGUGCUGGAACGUUUCGGGCGUAAAAUGGCAUGACAAUUUAUUUUUUACAAAUACUAUCAAUGGCGCGAGACCCGUUUAUAAUUUGGAUACUACAGUAGAUAUAAGUUUUAAUUUGAACAAAAAUCAGUCAUACACCAACACUGUGAAUUUUACACUUCCAACUGAAAUGUCUGGUACCUUUUUCGCAGUUGUCAAAGUAAAUUUUGAUGAAAAUAUUUUUGAAGGUAAUAAAACAAAGAACAAUAGACUGAUAAAGUCAUUUAAUAUUAAAAGCGCUCCGACUCCUGACUUGGCAGUGACAUAUAUCUCAGCAAAUACAACUAACGCUUUGAGUAAAAACAAAAUGCUUUCUGUAGAAUGGACGGUUAAAAAUAUCGGAAACUCAAUGCAAACAGUUCAGACAUGGAAGGACACUGUCAUUAUAAAGCGUAUUAUAGAAACAGAAUCUGCCUUAGCAAAAAUGACAUACAUGAUAACACAUAAUUUAGAAACUUUGUCUUCUUAUAGACAAGAAAGACAAUUUGUAAUCCCCUCAUAUAUAUCAGGAGCUAUUUAUGUAUGUGUCAAAACAGAUGAGUUUUCAUCCUUAUAUGAAAUGAACUCAAUGGAUAAUAAUAUCAUGUGUCAGAGAAAACCGGUAUUUGUCAGAGAACUAUCAGCUGCACAGUUAUCUGCAAAAAUUGUAAACCUUACUACCGAAAGUGAAAAGAACUUAAUACUACCAGGUUCGAAUAUCAUAGUUGAAUAUUCCGUCAAAAAUAUUGGAGAAACACCUACUGAUUUAUCAUCGUGGAUUGAUACAAUUUAUAUGACAAGUUUUAAACCAGAAAACAUUACAGAAUACACGUAG